Messenger RNA from Cavia porcellus (domestic guinea pig), 3754 nucleotides. It is a transcript of the gene Lpar1, whose product is annotated as lysophosphatidic acid receptor 1. Gene Ontology annotation, cellular component: cytoplasm; plasma membrane. The transcript has 4 exons. The record is from RefSeq and is a predicted model, not a curated record. The coding region runs from base 544 to 1638 and encodes 364 amino acids. Gene Ontology annotation, biological process: regulation of metabolic process; neurogenesis; adenylate cyclase-activating G protein-coupled receptor signaling pathway. NCBI's taxonomy places the organism in Eukaryota, Metazoa, Chordata, Mammalia, Rodentia, Caviidae. Gene Ontology annotation, molecular function: lysophosphatidic acid receptor activity.
GGCCUUGGUACUGCUCCGCUCCCGCCCACACCUCCAGGUGUGCUUUUCCCUCCCUUAAUCACUCUCACUAAAAUUGAUAGUUUGCACUUGCAAAGUUUCACUGGGAAAGCGGAAGAGAAAUUUAUAAUCAUGGAUCUGGAGGACUGGGGGAGCAGAGCGCCACACUUGCUUUGAUCUGCGUGCAGCUCAUGUCAGUUGAUAAAUCAGAACCAGAACACACACCUUUAUAGCAGCCUCCAAUCUAGACUGCGAUGGGAGAAACUUUGCAACUUCUGGAAAGUUUGGAAACUGCGCCAAAACUGCUCCGAAAGUUUUGCGGGCCCCACCAUGUUUCCCAGAGUGUUUCAAGUGGGAAAGAGAAACGUGAUAAAAUGAAAAUGCAACGUGAGGGGGAGCUCACCGGAAUCCCACAAAGCUGUGGCGACCAAGGGUCCCCACUUCGUCUAGCAUGACUGUGAUUUGAUCAGCAGCCACAAGAAUUGGCUCCUGUGUCUGGCACUGGAGUGCUGGGGCCUGAUCACUGCUCACAGCUCUAGAGCUGUCAUGGCUACUGCGUCUACGGCAACCUCUGUCAUUUCACAGCCCCAGUUCACAGCCAUGAAUGAACCACAAUGCUUCUACAACGAGUCUAUCGCCUUCUUUUAUAACCGGAGUGGAAAGUAUCUUGCCACAGAAUGGAACACAGUCAGCAAGCUGGUGAUGGGACUUGGAAUCACUGUCUGUAUCUUCAUCAUGUUGGCCAACCUUUUGGUCAUGGUGGCUAUCUACGUCAACCGUCGCUUCCAUUUUCCUAUUUAUUACUUAAUGGCUAACCUGGCUGCUGCAGACUUUUUUGCUGGGCUGGCUUACUUCUACCUAAUGUUCAACACAGGACCCAACACUCGGAGACUGACUGUCAGCACAUGGCUCCUUCGUCAGGGCCUCAUUGACACCAGCCUGACAGCUUCUGUGGCCAACUUACUGGCUAUUGCAAUUGAGAGACAUAUUACAGUUUUCCGCAUGCAGCUCCACACGCGGAUGAGCAACCGGCGAGUGGUGGUGGUCAUUGUGGUCAUCUGGACGAUGGCCAUUGUCAUGGGUGCUAUACCCAGUGUGGGCUGGAAUUGUAUUUGUGAUAUUGAGAAUUGUUCCAACAUGGCGCCCCUCUACAGUGAUUCUUACUUAGUCUUCUGGGCCAUUUUCAACUUGGUGACCUUUGUGGUAAUGGUGGUUCUUUAUGCUCACAUCUUUGGGUAUGUUCGCCAGAGGACUAUGAGAAUGUCUCGGCAUAGUUCUGGACCCCGGCGGAAUCGGGAUACCAUGAUGAGUCUUCUGAAGACUGUGGUCAUUGUACUUGGUGCCUUCAUCAUCUGCUGGACUCCAGGACUGGUCCUGUUACUACUGGACGUGUGUUGCCCACAGUGCGAUGUGCUGGCCUAUGAGAAAUUUUUCCUCCUCCUUGCUGAGUUCAACUCUGCCAUGAACCCCAUCAUCUACUCCUACCGAGACAAAGAGAUGAGCGCCACCUUCAGACAGAUCCUCUGCUGCCAGCGCAGUGAGAGCACCAACGGCCCUGCGGAAGGCUCUGACCGCUCGGCUUCCUCCCUCAACCACACCAUCCUGGCUGGGGUUCACAACAAUGACCACUCUGUGGUUUAGAAAGGAAGCUAAGACGAGGAGCCAGCUGUCUUCUAUGGAGGGAUGGACAGUCUCUCCCCACCCAGUUUCUAGGGCAGAGUGGGGAGCAAGAGAGGAGAGAGAGACACUUGUGUACUUAAACACUAACCAACGGCAGUAUUUGAUCCUAGACCCCAGGAGACUUGAUAUAUCCGGAAAAUUAGCUUAUGUGAUAACCCUCAUCCCGAUCCCCUUCCUUCUGAAAACAGAAAGUGGAGUUCUUGUGGUGGAAUUCAGGAAUAGACUCUGGAGUGUCUAUGUAAACAACACUAAUUAGACGUUAAAAGAUUUUGCGUGGUUUGGUGCAAGUCAGAAUAAAUUCUGACUAAUUGAGUCCACAAGUUCAUUUACAUACAGGCUUCCCUUUUUUAUUUCUUAAGGAUAAAUUUCUUUUAGUAAAUAUGUUUAUGCCGACCAGUAUGUUUGUGAUGGAUAAAGCAAUAGACUUAAAUUACCACAAUUUCAAUUUGUUCCUCAUGUAGGAAAUCUGUAAAUUAGAAUUAUUUUUUUGGAAAGCAUGCAUGUAAUAUAUGUAUGCGGCAUGCUUUACUUAAGAUUAAAAAAUACUAAUUUUAAAUCUUCUAGGAAAUAGAAGAAGCUAGUUUUCAAAAGCAGUAUUUGUUUAGGCUCUGAAAGAAACAAUGCCUGUACUCACAAUGUUACAUUUUUAUUAAAGUGUUAUAACAAGCAGAAAAUGAAAACUUUGUUACUGAAAGAAUAUGUACCCUAAAAAGGCUAUAGAAAAUGAAGCACAUUGAUCAUUUUCCUGCAAUUUAAAAUACCUAAGUACAUGGUUAUUGCCAGUACAUCAGAGGAUGUUUUUAAUAGCCUGUGUUUUUCCAAGUUAUAAAAUAACGCAUACUUACUGUAGAAAACUUGAAAAUUGCAGAAAUGUGUUAACAAGAAAAAAUGAUUGCCAAUAAUACCACAACCUAGAAGUAACCAUUUUUAACAGCUUCCCUCAUGUAUAACUGAAUGUAUAUUAUAUACUUUGUUACAUAAUUGGGAUUAAACUGUAAACAGUUUUUAGCUAGUUUUUUUUUGGCAUUAAAUUUUUUACAAAAAUGAUAAUUUUAGUGGCUAUAUAAUAUUCCAUUUGAUGGAUGCAACUCAGUUCAUUUACCCAUUCCCAUAUCAUUGAAUAGGUUAUUUCUAAUUUUCACUAUUAUUGUUUCAGACAUUUUGUGUACAUACGUCUUUGUCCAUAUAAUUGAUUAUUUACUUAGGAACCUAUUCCUAUGAACGAUUUUUUAAAAAAAAAAUGUGAAAUGGCUUCUUAGCCUUUUACCUUUUAUAAAAAGGGAUUUCCUGCUAUUGCGCUGUGUAGGUGGCAGUUGUAAGGAAAACCAGUAAAAUUACCUUUAUACAAAAGAAAUGCAGUGGUUACUUUAGUUGAGAGUGACUUUUUAAUAUAAUAAAAUGAAUUAGAAAUAGUCCAUUGUCGUAAUAACUAAAACACCCUAAUAUAUCUAGCAAUUCCAUUUUUUCGUUAGGUUAGCUAGCCACAGCUAUAAUAAAGAAGAAAUUUUUGAAGGAAAUACAACGAAAUCAAUCAAGCCAACUGAAUAAAAGAUCAAUGUCUUACAUGUCUUGGGGUCCUUCUGUAGCAAAGGGAUUGAAUGUAUCAGUAUGUGCCUGGCUAACACGUGUUCUUUAGGAAUUACCCCUGAUGAGUUGUUGCCACAUCAGGUGACACGGUGUUUGAUGCAUGGCCCAGGGGAAUACUGACUGAAUCAGUGUCUUGCAACAUGUAGUGAGGAAAUAACAGAGUUUUGAGGCAAGUUUGGGCAGGUCAGCAGAAUGUCUAAAAGAAAGAAAUCUUGAGGAAGGGUGGCGGUCUAGGGAGUAGAAAGUUUUUAUGUGAUUAGGUUUUGCACAGAGGGUAGACUUGUAAGAGGCCCAUGAUGCAAAGGAUGUAGCAAGCCAGUUAGUAGAAGGCUGUUUGCACACCAUUUGUACAAAACACAGAACCUUUUAUACUGGAUGUUAAAGAAAAGAUGGUGGACUUUAAUCGAUAUGCCUAUUUUUAUGGAGGAGAUACGGAUGAUUGGAAACUCAAAGGUGACUAAUUGGACCUUAAUAAAUCAUUCUCAAUCAA